This is a messenger RNA of Elaeis guineensis (African oil palm), 1979 nucleotides long. NCBI's taxonomy places the organism in Eukaryota, Viridiplantae, Streptophyta, Magnoliopsida, Arecales, Arecaceae. The record is from RefSeq and is a predicted model, not a curated record.
GGUGCUAACCAAUAAUUUCUCAUGUGGUCCGCACGGCACUCGAUAUGAUUCAUCACGCUUCCGUUUUUUUUUUUUUUUGGCAAUAAAAACUAACCAUCUGCUUAUAACCUUAUCUUUUCCCUCUCUCCUCGUCUCUCCUCCGAUCCAUCAUGGCUUCACCUACGGAGGAAGGAACAAGCAAGCUCCGGGUUUUCUUCAUCCCCUUCUUCGCCUCGGGACACAUUAUCCCCAUGACCGACCUCGCCCGCCUCUUUGCCGCUCGCCCUGGCGUGGAGCCCACCAUGGUCCUCACCCCGGCCAAUGCCGCCCUCAUCCGCCCCACACUUGACCGCUCCGCCGCCGAUGGCCGCCCCGUCCGCCUCCUCCUCUACCCAUUCCCUUCAGUCGGCCUCCCCCCCGGUGUCGAGAACCUCGCCACCGCCACCCCCUCCGAGGCCUGGCGCGUCUACAAGGCCGUCGACCUUGCCCAAGAGGCCCACGAUCAGCUCCUCCACCAUCACCGCCCCGACGCCGUCGUCGCCGACAUCCCCUUCUGGUGGACCACCACCAUCGCCGCCGACCUCGGCAUCAGCCGCAUCACCUUCCACGCUGUCGGCGUCUUCCCCCAGUUAGCCAUGAACAACCUUCACAAGAUCCGAUCCAAGAUUCGAGAACUCGAGAAUGAAAUCGAACCAAUCGAGGUCCCCGACUUCCCGGGCCCACCGAUCAAGAUCCCCAAGUCGGAGCUGCCGGGGUUCCUCCGCUCGCCGGACCACCUCACGGAGACGUGGGACCGGUUGAAGGAGGCGCAGUUGGAGAGCUAUGGCGUGGUGGUGAACACCUUCCACGAGCUUGAGCCCGGGUACUGCGACCUCUUCCGGAAGGUGGACUGCAAGCGGGCAUGGUUCGUGGGCCCCGUCGCGCUGUCCUACGGGGAAGGCGCCGCGGAGCGGGGCGGCGGGGGGACGAGGGCGGAUGGUGGGAACCGGUGCCUCAAGUGGCUGGACACCAAGGAAGAGGGUUCGGUGGUGUUCGUUUGCUUCGGGAGCUGGUGCCACUUCACGGCGGGGCAGCUCCGGGAGAUGGCGGCGGGGCUGGAGGCGUCGGGAAAGGCGUUCCUCUGGGCAGUGAGGGGAACCACCGAAGAUGCCGCUAAGACGGAAGAGUGGAUGCCGGAGGGGUGGGAGGAGAGAGUGGGAGAGAGGGGACUGGUGGUCGGAGGCUGGGUCCCGCAGGUGGCGAUUCUGGAGCACAAGGCUGUGGGGGCCUUCCUGACCCACUGUGGAUGGAACUCCGUGCUAGAGGCGGUGGCCGCCGGUGUGCCGAUGCUGACAUGGCCGCUGGUCUUCGAGCAGUUCAUCAACGAGCGGCUGGUGGUGGACGUGAUGGGGUUGGGGAAGAGGGUCUGGGACGGGUUCCGGAGCACGCUGGCGGAGGAGAAGGUGGUGGUGCCUGGGGAGGCCAUCGGGAGGGUGGUGUCCGGAUUCAUGGAGCCAGGCGGCGAUGGGGAGAGAGCGAGGCAACGGGCCAGGGAGUACGCAGCCAUGGCGAGGGCGGCGGUUGCGGAGGGCGGGUCGGCCUACCGCGAUCUCGGCGGCAUGGUCGACGAGCUCGUGGCGAGGAAGAAGGGCAGGCAGAAGGCCGUGCAUGAGCGGGAGACGCGGUAACCGUCCAGGGAAGGAUGAUUUCGGGGGGCCUUCCCGGAUCUGAUGAAAGGGAUGGGCGGGCCACCACAGCAGACACUGUUGCUUGCAAUACGCAUAUAGUUUGUUAAAAGUUUUCUUUAGUUGUGAGGGAAGUAGUAAGUAGGUGUUGGCUGUGUUAUGCGAGAAGCUAAUAUCUGCAAUCCCUUUUUCGAUUCUAGUUUUGAAGCAAAAGCACCGUCCAGAGAACCUUGUCACCUUCUAAAAUCUUCUUCCUCCAAACAGGGCCUAAAUGUACGACGGGGAUCUAUCCUGAGAUAUGAGAUGACGUAUAUGGAAGGCUAGAUAUGUGUUAUG